AUGGCACGAAGGCGAGAUACAGACUUCUCUAGUCAUUCCGCUAGCACUCGGGAUACCAGGCAAAGCAGCGACUCAUAUGACUCAAGGAGUACUGCCCCUACGUCUCUCUAUGACAGCCCCGCGUCAACUAAGGACUCGAGUUCCCAAGCUCGUAAAUUCCAGCCAGAAUGCUACUACGAGGAGGAUCUUUCGCCGGCUACGAGUUUAUACCCGCGGUCGUCGGUUGACACAUACUCGUCGCAAGCUUCAAGUGCUAACUUUUCGGACGAUUCGGAUACGGAUGAGUACCCCGAAUUUACGGACAUACCUGACUUGCCCCCCUACCGACACGAUAUCGAGGAGUUCAAUGUUAGAGCUUCAACCCCCGAGGAAUUCGCCAAUGCAUUUCCGUCCCUGAAUCGAUUAACUAUUCGCCACGAUGAUUUUACGUCGGAUGGGAACAUGAACCUAAGGGUGGACACCACUCUUCCGGGCAGGCGAAAGAAGACGCUCCAGCUGUUUCACCUGCGCAUGUACGACCUGAACAAGCGAGAGUUUUCUCUGAGACGGUAUAGCCGAGAUUCUGGCCGCGAAGUAUGCAACUCGAAACGAAAAUACGUCGAGCCGCCCUGUACAGCCCGCCCUAAUUUGCAGCGAUCGAUGUCAACGGCGGUGAAGACAUUAACCAAGCGACCGCAAAUCAUGCGCAUUCCUACUGGUGCCUCCGUCUUCUCAUCGAGGAGCAGACCAGGUACGAGCCACUCUGGUGCCUCGACCGAUGACGACUGUACCGAAGCUGUCGCCAGUCCUAUUCCUAUCGACAAGAAGCAGAAGGCCCGCCCAACACCCACGAAUACGAUCAAACUCGAGUUCUCUAAUUAUGCGCGUGUUGAUGUUGUAAGGCGCGGGAAGAAGAAUGCGAAGUACGAGUUCGAAUGGUGGGGCCACACGUACUCGUGGAAGAGAGUAGUGGACAAGCUCACGGGCUGCGUCUCAUAUCAUCUAUUACGAGAUGGCCACAAUCACUCGCCCGUAGCGCAUAUCGUCCCCGAAACUCGAUCACCGAUCCAGGUUGCCGCUGAUGAAGCUGCUGGUGGCUGGGUGCCGCCUUGUCACAUGUGGAUUAGUGACGACAGUUUAAUCGAGGCUAUGACCGAUGUUGCUGACAUCGUCGUUGCAACUGGCAUCAUGGCGCUUGUCGAUGACUGCAUCGUGGAGCGUUGGCAAACAAAGAAGAGCCCUCGCACCGUAUUCCCGCUCUUAUCUAGAUCCCUAGAUGUCAGCCCUAAGUUUCUUGUACAACAAAUGUUUACCCGUAGGAAUUCGGAUCAUCAUCCGAGUCCAUUACGCUUUCACAAGGCCGUCCCGGCUUACUGA
Molecule: messenger RNA, 1356 nt
Organism: Daldinia vernicosa
Lineage: Eukaryota; Fungi; Ascomycota; Sordariomycetes; Xylariales; Hypoxylaceae
Exons: 2
Coding region: 1-1356 (451 amino acids)
Source: RefSeq, a predicted model, not a curated record